CUAGCAUCGCAAGUUCCCGUUAAAGUUAGAAACGUGAAUAAGUUUAAUGUGAAAAUUACAUGGAGUCCGAUACAAAACAGUACAAUGGCAAAACAUACGUGAAAAUAUAGUUUCCUUACAUUUAAUCUUAUAUACAAAAUGAAAAAGUCAGAGUCGCUUCAAAGGUCUAAAAUCUCGUUCAUUGUAGUCAGGCACUCUACGGAUACUUUCUGAACCGGAAAUAUGUUAAACCAGUCACACGAGACACAAAAGAAAAAGUGUAACAGGGCUACCAUACAUUUUGCAUACAAGUAAAACUUGUUAUAGUCCUAACAGACCAAAGCGGAGUUUAUAAGUGGUGUAACAAGAAAAAGUCAUAGCCAUGAACAGGCACACAUGAAUAGUCAUAACAGCAGUGUUAAUAAAUAACCAUAAUCUAAUUUUGCUUUUCAUGUCUUUAUGACCUAUUGCAAGCUGAUAAGAUGCUAACUGGCAGUAAAACGUAGCUAACGUCAGAUCUUUCCAUAGUCUCCAGGCGUUACCCAUACAAAGCGUCCUGCUCCUAUUGCAGGCUGGGAUUUAAACAGUAGAGACUUCGCUGUGUUUACCAUGGGACUAACAGUCGGUGAACGCCUUAAAAAAUGGAUCUUUCAAGCAGUUACUGGGGUGCUAUACAUGCUUUUUCGGUUGCUUUCACGCCAACGCCACGAUGGAGCCUUAAAACUUUCACCAAUCAGAAACCCACUGCUCAAAUUGUCUGCAGUGCAGCUGGCAGAGAAAAUUCGCAAAAGAGAGGUGUCAAGUGUAGAGGUGGUGCAGGCCUUUAUUGACAGGAUCCAGGAGGUGAAUCCACUCCUAAAUGCAAUGGUUAAUGACAGAUUCUCUUCAGCCCUGUCGGAGGCAGCUCAUGUGGAUCAGCUGAUUGAGGAGCACACUGGGGGUGAGGAAGUACUUCAGGAACAACUUCCUCUCCUGGGUGUCCCUUUAUCUGUCAAAGGAUCCUUUUUCCUGCAAGGAAUGCCCUGCUCAGUGGGGAUGAUCUCCAGAGCUGGGGUGAUUUCUAGCGAGGAUGCACCCCAUGUAGCCUUGCUGAAGAGAGCUGGAGCCAUUCCACUGGGUGUGACCAACACCAGUGAACUCUGUAUGUGGAUGGAAACCAGCAACCAUCUACAUGGAAUUACCAACAACCCCUACGACAUAGGCAGGACAAGUGGAGGAAGCUCAGGUGGAGAGGGAAGCAUUGUGAGCAGUGGCGGCUCUGUGAUUGGGAUCGGCUCUGACAUCGGGGGCAGCAUCCGCAUGCCCUGCUUCUUUAAUGGCAUAUUCGGACAUAAACCGACACCAGGAAUAAUCUCUAAUGUUGGUCAGCACCCAGCUGUUUCUGGUCUCCAUGAUGAGUUUCUGAGUGCAGGCCCCUUGUGUCGCUAUGCUGAAGACCUUCUGCUUAUGACGAGAGUAAUGGCUGGAGCCAAUGCAGACAAGCUCUCUCUGUCUUUAGAAGUGGACUUGAAAAAGCUGCGUUUCUUCACAGUGGUGGAUGAUGGUGGAUCCCCACUGACAUCACCUGUGGACAAACAGCUCAUGCGAGCACAAAGAAAGGUGGUGAGGCAACUAGAGGAAGAUCUGGGAGUCAGAGUUAAGGAUAUUAGCUUCCCCCAGCUGAAGUACUCCUACCAAAUCUUUGACACCUUCCUCGCUCUGCCAGAUAAAGAUGGCAAGCCACCACAGUCAUUUGUGGAGCUGAUGAGUGAUGGAGGGCCCGGUGCGUGGCCACUGUGGGAGCUGAUCAAGUGGUUGUUUGGGAAGUGUGACCACACACUGCCUACCAUUGGUAACAUGCCAGCAAAACCAAACAAAUGUAAAAAAACCCCAAAAACACAGAGCCACGUGUCGAGCCACAGUGGGCCCCUUGCACCACCAGGCUUACCGAUGGACACCGCUUCAGCUUUUUGGUCUUGGGUGCAUUCAGAAUCUUGGAGUUGGGCCCUACUGGUGAGCACUUGCAGUGCCACUCCGUCGCAGUUCAUCCUCCAGCAGAAGGAGACGCUGCAGCGCGAGAUGGACGAGGUACUGGGGACUGACGGAGUGCUCUUGUAUCCGUCUCACCCUCUCCUGGCCCCGAGACACCACCAUCCAAUUUUCACACCAUUUAAUUUCUCUUACACAGGGAUUUUCAAUAUCCUGGGCCUUCCUGUGAGCCAGUGUCCACUAGGGCUGAAUGAGGAGGGUUUGCCGCUGGGUGUGCAGGUUGUAGCAGGGAGACUCCAGGACCACCUGACCUUGGCCAUGGCUCGGUACUUGGAGAGAGCCUUUGGGGGCUGGAGAGAGCCAGCAGCUGAGGCAGCAGGAGCACACAACCUCAGUCAAACCCAGCACCAUGAAAAAUCAUAGACAGGACUCAGCGUCCAUAAUGGAUCCUCUCUUCUUUGAAUGGGAUGUUUUUCUGCUUUUAAUUAGAUAUUUAUUACAUCAUAUUCGGUAUACACAUAAGCCAGACAGAUUGCUGGAUGGCUCUUUGAUUGGUUGCAUUACUUUUAUGCUUACCACAAAUGUUUGUGGACUGGAAAGAGUUUGAACAGUGUGCAAUAAACAAACAUUCAUUGGUAAAA
Electrophorus electricus (electric eel) is the source of this 2588-nucleotide messenger RNA. It is a transcript of the gene faah2b, whose product is annotated as fatty acid amide hydrolase 2b. The record is from RefSeq and is a predicted model, not a curated record. Gene Ontology annotation, cellular component: endomembrane system. NCBI's taxonomy places the organism in Eukaryota, Metazoa, Chordata, Actinopteri, Gymnotiformes, Gymnotidae.